Thalassophryne amazonica is the source of this 923-nucleotide messenger RNA. Its product is annotated as distal membrane-arm assembly complex protein 2-like. Gene Ontology annotation, molecular function: protein binding. The transcript has 6 exons. The coding region runs from base 44 to 796 and encodes 250 amino acids. Lineage: Eukaryota; Metazoa; Chordata; Actinopteri; Batrachoidiformes; Batrachoididae. The record is from RefSeq and is a predicted model, not a curated record.
GUCAGAUGUGGCAACACUUGAUUUUUUUUUUUACUGCGUUGUCAUGGCGGCCUCCUUAGCUACUUUACAGAGAUGCUGCCAGCAGUCAGCUUGCAUCCUUGUUGCUAGGCGAUCUUGGAGCUCAAGCCCAGAAACUCUACAGCCUCUGCACAAAAGGCUUCUCCUCUACCUCACUCAGCAUUACUAUGAUAUAGAGAUAUUUCUUGGGUUGGGGUCUAAGUGGAAGAACAGGGAGCUUCGACGCAAGAAUAUGUAUUUUGGCUACACUCAAAAGUUUUAUGGACCAGACAUAGCAGCAGCUCAUUUUGUCUUGAGUCUCAAAGGAGGAUUUAGGUAUGUUGGCCAGCCAGACUGGUUCCGUGCUAACCAGAGGGGCAAGUUCAGCUGGGACUUUUUGAACCACAAAGGCACACAGUUAGAAGAAAUAGACAUGAGCAACACAGUCAUCACCUACAGAGGACUGGACAAUCUGGAAAAUCAGCGAAAUUUAAAGACUCUGUCUUUACGAGGAUGUCCGAACGUGGAUGACUGGUUCCUGGCCAGGCUCCACAUGUUCCAAGAGUCUCUGGAGGAACUUGACAUCUCUCACUGCCCAAACAUUACCACUGGUGGCCUACCUGCCCUCAACAAUCUCAAGACACUGCGACGUCUGGUAUUUCAUCUCUCCUGGAAUACAGUGUCUGGGUUGGUAAUCAUCCUGCUGGAGGAGAUGUUACCACAUUGCCAGAUCACUGCUACUGGUUACAAACACACUGUGGUUCAAGAGGACAGAGCGGGUGUGGAGGAGAACAUGUAAGCUCAGAGACAUGAGAGAUCUUCAUAGGUUCUCUCGUUUCUGAUGACCCAAGACCGUAGCCAGAUCAGGUUCAAAUCUCAUGCUGUUGCUUUGGGUCUCAUACUUGUGUAUGCGGCCAAUGACCAAU